GCAGAGUCUUGUCGUCAGUCCUUGCUCUGCUCCUCGCUCGAUUCCUAAUUCCAUCCUCCAUAGCAAUCUCAACAUGAGCAACCGCAUUCUCCAGGCAGGAGGUAGCAGCACCAGUGCUGGCGACGCCGCCCUCAACGCCAGGCGCCAGUCAAUGGUAUCUCAGGCCUAUACUCAGUCCGAGUAUUCAGAGUCAGAGCUUGGUGAGCAAGAUAACCGCUGGGAUGACUGGGAGGACGAAGAUGGUAUGGAGGGCGAAACCCCAAAGUGUCUAUUCUGCGCCGAGACGUUCCCCUCGGCCCGCGAGGCUUUCUCCCAUUGUGCUGUGUCCCACGGAUUCGAUUUUCUUCGCGCACGCCAGCAGCUGGACCUCGAUUUUUAUCAAUCGAUCCGCCUGAUCAAUUAUCUACGCAAACAGGCCCAGGAAGUCGAAAACUUUGAUCAGACCAAGACCUGGACCCUGAAUGGGCAGGAAACUUUCCUAACGGACGACGAAUUUCUCCGUCCGGUGAUGGAGGAUGACUCGUUGCUCUAUGCGUUCGAGGAUCUGGAUCUGGAGGACUACUCGGCUGGAGAGACGGAUCAAGCCCAGGAUACGACUACUAUUCUUAUGCCACAGGGAGAGACCAAGUAUAUGACACGGUCAGCGUAUGAGGAUAUUGAGACGACGACAGAGCUCGAGGCUAAGCUCUUGAAGCAAUUGCGUCUGGCAGAGGAGCAGCUCUUCGCGGUUGAGGUCCAGCUUCAGAAUACAGAGAUGCAGUUCCAGGAAUAUAGGGCGAGGGUGAAGGAAUCGUUCUUUGAUACGCUAGAGGAUGCGACGGCCAGGAGUCAGGUCUCGCAGGCAGCGCAGGAGACACAGGAGGGUGAUCCGAUGGCUCAGGUGGUUCCUCAGGACGAGGGCAACUACUACUUCAAUUCGUAUGCAAAUUCGGAUAUCCAUCAGCAGAUGUUGAACGAUCGUGUCAGGACAGAGGGCUACAGGGACUUUAUCUACGAAAACAAGGAUAUCUUUAGCGGAAAGACGGUCCUCGAUGUCGGUUGUGGUACAGGUAUUCUAUCGAUGUUUGCAGCACGCGCUGGAGCUGCCAAGGUCUUGUCGGUCGACAACUCGGACAUCAUUGAGAAGGCACGAAGGAACAUUGAGGAGAACGGACUGCAGGAUGUCAUUACGCUUUACCGAGGCAAGAUUGAGGAGAUCAAGUUGCCCUGCAAGGUCGACAUUAUCAUCUCUGAGUGGAUGGGAUAUUUCUUGUUGUAUGAGGCCAUGUUGGACUCGGUCCUGGUCGCAAGGGAUCGGUUCUUGGCACCCGGGGGCAUCUUGGCACCAUCCCAGACCAGGAUCAUGUUCACAGCAUCGUCGGACGAGUCCUUUUUGAACGACUCUUUCCAUUACUGGAACGACGUUUACGGGUUCAAGAUGUCAACCAUGAAGGAGGGUGUGCUGCAGGAGGCCGUCGUCGAUUUCGUCUCACCCGAGACCAUUGUCACCAACACGGUAGCGAUCAAGGAUCUCCCUCAUCAGACCAUUAAACUCGCAGGCUUGGAUUUCAUCUCUGAAUUCGAGCUCGAGAUGCAGCGGGACGAUCAGGUGUGCGCAUUUGUCGGAUACUUUGACACCUGGUUCACCCGAGAUGGUCGCGAUGUGCCCCUGGAUGUGGGUAUCUCAAAGGAGGAGCUCAAGCAGCACGGCAUGAACGGAUUUACGACCGGACCGGUGUCCACACAGUCAGAGGAGACGCAUUGGAAGCAGACCAUGUUUGUGCUGGAGAAGCCUAUUGAUCUGAAGAAGGGCGAUAAGAUUGAAGGAACGUUCUAUUGCACCAAAAGCAGCAGGAAUCCAAGAGCGUUGGAUUUGAGGAUCGUGUACGAGGUCAAGAGGAUGGAAAAGAGCAGUAGGGACAGUGAGAAGGCGGAUCUGACGUUCUACCUCCGCUAAAAAGGACAAUUCAACAUAGAAUCUCAUAAUAAAACAUAUUGUGUUUGCUAUACGAGCC
Messenger RNA from Gamsiella multidivaricata, 1994 nucleotides. RefSeq names its product S-adenosyl-L-methionine-dependent methyltransferase. Bases 74 to 1936 code for a protein of 620 amino acids. The record is from RefSeq and is a predicted model, not a curated record. Gene Ontology annotation, molecular function: protein-arginine N-methyltransferase activity. Gene Ontology annotation, biological process: peptidyl-arginine methylation. Gene Ontology annotation, cellular component: nucleus. The transcript has 4 exons. NCBI's taxonomy places the organism in Eukaryota, Fungi, Mortierellomycota, Mortierellomycetes, Mortierellales, Mortierellaceae.